Messenger RNA from Adineta steineri, 870 nucleotides. The record is from the annotation of a GenBank genome assembly. NCBI's taxonomy places the organism in Eukaryota, Metazoa, Rotifera, Eurotatoria, Adinetida, Adinetidae.
AUGCACCAGUUAUCAUAUCCAGAAGAUACAAAUCGUCAAGAAGCUGAAUCUAUGUAUGCUUUAUUAUUGCGAGACCUAUUAAUUGAAAUUGAAUCGAAUAAAGAAGAAAUGGUCACUUUUUGUCGUCAGAAGUGUGCAAAUGACACAACACAAUUACGCUACAUUCAAGAUUUUGAAAACAAAUACGCACCUUCUCAAACAAUCAACUGGUAUACCCGAGACACGUUUCUCUAUCGUCUUCUCAAUAAAGCUUUGAGGGACCAGGACAUUGGUACACUUUAUUCACUUCGUUAUUUUAUCAAAGACUUGCAUUUACAACUUCACAAUGAAUAUAUUUCGCAACAACAGUCAGAAACUAUUACCACUGUUUAUCGUGGACAGCUAAUGAGCGAUGAAGAAUUUGACAAAAGAAUACGAUGCAACGUUGGUGGCUUAUUUUCAGUUUAUAGUUUUUUAUCAACAACAUUCAAUAAGCGACUAGCUAUUCUAUAUGCUGGUAACCACAAUCGGAACGAUACGUCUUCUGAACAAAGUGUUUUAUUCCAUAUUGAUUUGAAUAAACCUAUCACCAAGUUUCCAUAUGCCAAUAUUUCCACAUUAAGUGCAUUUGAGGCUGAAGAUGAAAUCUUGUUUACAAUGGGUGCGGUGUUUCGGAUUGUAUCGAUCAAAAAACGUGAUAAAGAUUGUUGUUGGAAUGUUUAUUUACAAUUGACUAACAAAGAAGACAAAGAAUUGAGAACAUUAACUGGAUAUAUGAGAAAAGAGAUUAAACAACAAAAUCCACUUUUUACCUUGAUAAAUUUGGUAAGACAUAUGGCCAAUUAUGAACAAGCUGAAAAAUUCUGUCAGCUGUUAUUAAAAGAUCCAUAA